This is a messenger RNA of Megalobrama amblycephala (Wuchang bream), 1223 nucleotides long. It is a transcript of the gene epdr1, whose product is annotated as ependymin related 1. Lineage: Eukaryota; Metazoa; Chordata; Actinopteri; Cypriniformes; Xenocyprididae. Gene Ontology annotation, cellular component: lysosome; extracellular region. The transcript is spliced from 3 exons. Gene Ontology annotation, molecular function: calcium ion binding. Bases 161 to 787 code for a protein of 208 amino acids. Gene Ontology annotation, biological process: cell-matrix adhesion. The record is from RefSeq and is a predicted model, not a curated record.
CGGUGUUUCUGACGUGUUUGUGACAUGGAUGCUGCUGCUGAUGGUGUGUUGGUAUUGUGAGGAUUAGGCACCAGCGCAAACACUGGCUAGAAAAAAAUACUAUUCAAAUCGUUGAGUCAAUAUUUAAUUUCCAUGUAAAUAUCGCUUGGCACCAGCAGGCAUGUCAGGUUUUGUUGUUUCUGCACUAGUGUUGUCAUUGUCCGCGACAGUGUCUUGUCUGGGCUCUGCGCCGCCUCAGCCCUGUCUCGCGCCGCUACAGUGGGAGGGUCGGACCGUCCAAUAUGACCACGGCACGGGACGAAACACACGGGCAGCGGUCACCUAUGAUGCACAGAAUCAGCGAAUUAGGGUUCUGGAGCAGAAGACGGGACACACACCUUGUAAAAAGUUCUUUGAGUAUAUCUACUUGUUCAAGAGUGGAGUGCUUUUCCAGAUUGAGGAAAUUACCAAGCAGUGUGCAAAGAUCGCUCUGACGGAGGCCUGGGACCCUUAUGACAUACCCCUGAACUCCACAUAUGAGGACCAGUACUUCAUCGGAGGACCUGGAGACAUGAUCGAAGUUCAAGAAUGGUCUGAUCGAAAACCGGCUCGCAAAAAUGAAGCUUGGGUUGGUGUGUACACUUUGAAGGACUGCUAUCCUGUGCAGGAGACAUACACAAAGAACAGUAGCGUGACCACGUCCACUCGCUUCUUUGACCUUCAGCUGGGCAUUAGUGACCCUGGCGUGUUCAACCCACCCAGCACCUGCCAGUCAGCACUGUCCGAGAAGAUGACAUCUGACUGCUGAAUACCGUCGCUCAUCUCUGCUCAUCACAGUACAUAUUACCCAUAAUACAGUAACAGCUUCUAAAUAACUGAUAUUGCAAUGACAAAGAGCACAUGAAAUGAGUGCAGGUACUGUUAAAUAUAAUCAGCUUUGAAAUAAACCAAGAAUGUCAGUUUUAAGUUACUAGUUCUUGUUGAUUUACAGUGUGAACUGUGCCUCACAUAUUACUGAAGCCUCGUUUUUAAUAUGCUAUGUUUUUGGCAAACUAUGUGUUGUGCUGAUCCAGGGUGGAUUAAUGUAGUACUUACUGUUUUGUUUUACAGUUAAUAUUUUGUUCAUCUACUUUUUAUUUAGCCUUUAAGAUGGUUUACAGUGUGGAUGCUUAUAGUUUAUUUUAUUUAUAGUUGUUGAAGAAACCUCUAGAAUUUGAAUUUCAAUAAAAUUGUUUACCUCAAUA